UUUCUUUAAUGAAUUUAGUGCAUGGGUUCUGAUUCGUGCUUUUGGUUCAUGAGAGUCUCAGCAGGAACUGGCAAUGGUUCCUCCUAAUUCGCCCUUGAUGUAUAGGGUCAAGCUAGUAUCAUUUGUGAAGGAAAAGGAUUUUCAGGACAUGAACAAUCAAGAGAAAAUAGAAGCUGCUCCUGAGAAGAAAAGAGAAGGGAAUGCAUUGCUUGCUGCUGGGGAAGAUGCAAGGGCUUCUAAAAGAUUUAUGAAGGCUCGGGAAUUCGUAACUUCUGGUUCCUUUAGUCAUGAGGAGUACAAAAUUGUUACGAUCUUGAGGUUGGAUAUCAAUACGGACUUUAAGAAGUGCAAGACGGUAUGGGAAGGUUUUGAACAGUCAGCUAGUUGGUUUAAUAAGAUGCCGGAGCUUAAGGAGGGCACAAAAGUUUGGGACAGGCAUGUGCAGCGGCCGCAAGAGUACUACGGGGGCAUUAUUGACACAGGAGCAGAAAUUUGGGCCGAAGAUGCUCAACCCAUAUUGUCAUCAAGGCAUCUAUAG
Molecule: messenger RNA, 538 nt
Organism: Medicago truncatula (barrel medic)
Lineage: Eukaryota; Viridiplantae; Streptophyta; Magnoliopsida; Fabales; Fabaceae
Product: 70 kDa peptidyl-prolyl isomerase
Exons: 6
Coding region: 74-538 (154 amino acids)
Molecular function (GO): protein binding
Source: RefSeq, a predicted model, not a curated record